AUGUAUGGCAGAAUCCACACAGAAGAGGAUUCCCACGAGUGUAAAGAAAGUGAGAAAGUCUUUAGUUACCACUUGCUUGUUCUGCAGGCACCAACUCAACCUGGCAAGAAACCCUUGGCAUUUGAUCAUUGUGGAAAAUUCUUCAGAAGGAACUAUCACUUUAUAUGUACGAGAUACUGUGAGGGAGCGACAUGCUUCAAUUGUAAAGAAUAUGGGAAAGACCUUGGCCACCCCUCAACUCUUAGCAGUCGUGUGAGUACUCACGGUGGAGAGAAAACUUGUGAGUUUAAUACGUGUGGCAAAGCUUUCCAUCAAGGGGCAUCCCUUAGGAAAUGCUCAAAGACUCUCACAGGAGAGAAGCCUCAUCCGUGUAAUCCGUGUCUUAGGUGCUUCAGCUUACACCCUUCGUUUUCAGUACAUGGGCAAAUACCUGCUGGAGAGGAAUUCUGUGAAUGCCACGAUCAUGGAGAAAGGGCCUCCCUUGGGGUCCACAAAACAACGUGUACCGUGGGGGAAAGCUCAGAACGUAAGGAGCACGGAAAAGCGCUCACCAGUUCCUCGUGCCUUCAGAAAGGUGUGAGACCUCAUGCCAGAGAGAAGCCUUAUGAGUGCGGUGACUGUGGGAAAGCCUUCAUUUUUCAGUCUUCCCUUAGAAAGCACGUGAGAUCGCACACGGGAGAGAAACCGUAUGAGUGUAGUCACUGCGGAAAAUCCUUCAGCCAGAGCUCUCAUCUUAACGUGCACAAAAGGACUCACACUGGAGAGAAGCCCUAUGACUGCAAGGAAUGUGGCAAGGCUUUCACCGUCCCUUCAUCCCUUCAGAAGCAUAUGAGAACCCACACUGGAGAGAAGCCCUACGAAUGCAGUGACUGUGGGAAAGCCUUCAUUGAUCAGUCAUCCCUUAAGAAACACACACGGUCUCACACUGGAGAGAAACCUUACGAGUGUAGUCAGUGUGGAAAAUCCUUCAGCACAGGCUCUUACCUCAUCGUGCACAAGAGAACUCAUACUGGAGAGAAAACCUAUGAGUGUAAAGAAUGUGGGAAGGCCUUUAGGAAUUCCUCGUGCCUAAGGGUACACGUGAGAACUCACACAGGAGAGAAACCCUAUCAGUGCAUUCACUGUGGAAAGGCAUUCAGCACCAGCACUAACCUUAUAAUGCACAAGCGAAUACAUACUGGGCAGAAAGUAUGAGUGAAAUGACUACAGGAAAGCCUUUGUUGGGCCUUUACCCCUCACUCCUCAGGUUAGAACUCACACCAGAGAGCAGCCCUGCUGUGACCAAUGUAGAAAGCCCAGGCACAAUUCUUGACUUACGCUAUACUGGGAACAAUCUUACGAAUGUUAUCGUUCUGUGAUUGUCUUUAUCAGGGAGUGUCUCAUCUUGAAAGUGUGACAGCUUGUGAACUGAUGAGUAUUAAAGGUUAUAUGGCACUCUAAAUGCUCCUUAGUCUGCACCACAAAAUUUUGAUAAAUAAUGUUUUCACCAUAAUUUAGUACUAAAUGUGGUGCAAUCCUCAUCAAGAUGUCUUGGACCUGUAGGUUACUUAGAAAUGGAUUUUUAAUGUGCAGACUCUGCAUAUUUUAGUUAUUUUUCUGUAGAUUUCUAAUUUAAUUGGAUUAUACACAGAUGCGUGGUCUUUAUGAUUAGAUUCUGUAUGACAUUAUUUCAAACAAAAUUAUUGGAGACUUGCUGUGUGGCCCAGUGUGUCGGAUACAAUGAGUAGCCCCAGAUCCAUUCCUCCUUCCCUUUCCUAAAGUAACAAAACUAUAGUUGUAUUCAAGUUGUCAGUGUGAACAAUUUUUUAAGGAACUCUCUCAACUUACUUUGCUGCUUUGAGCCUCCAUAAGCUCUUGGUUCUGGUCAGUGAGAAAUAGGCAGUGGUCACUACUCAUGGGUUCUAAAGAAGCUGUAGCAAUGGGAGUAUCUCACUUGGCAUCUUCUCUUCAACAUUUGCCCUGUGUCUCAUUUCUUUUUCUUUCCUAGAAAAUAGACCAAGAGGAUGAUAGUCAGAGGCUACUGAUUAUACUACAGGGAUAUACAGUAUCAUUUGGCUGUACCAACCUCGGGUUGCUUAUUUCUGGGCUUCAUCUAACAC
Molecule: messenger RNA, 2099 nt
Organism: Lontra canadensis (Northern American river otter)
Lineage: Eukaryota; Metazoa; Chordata; Mammalia; Carnivora; Mustelidae
Gene: ZNF177
Product: zinc finger protein 177
Exons: 1
Coding region: 1-1194 (397 amino acids)
Biological process (GO): regulation of transcription by RNA polymerase II
Molecular function (GO): DNA-binding transcription factor activity, RNA polymerase II-specific; RNA polymerase II cis-regulatory region sequence-specific DNA binding
Source: RefSeq, a predicted model, not a curated record